This is a messenger RNA of Aspergillus mulundensis, 1668 nucleotides long. RefSeq names its product putative MFS transporter. The record is from RefSeq and is a predicted model, not a curated record. Gene Ontology annotation, molecular function: transmembrane transporter activity. Bases 1 to 1668 code for a protein of 555 amino acids. Gene Ontology annotation, biological process: transmembrane transport. The transcript is spliced from 7 exons. Lineage: Eukaryota; Fungi; Ascomycota; Eurotiomycetes; Eurotiales; Aspergillaceae.
AUGGGUCUAGGCAUAAUGGAUGUGAAAGGCCGUCAGGUUUCAGGUACUGUCGAUAUCCUUGAGAAGGAGCGCUCGGAGGACCAACCGCCUACCUACUAUGCAAAAUUGAAGUACGAUCGUUCCGAAACACAGCACAUACUUCUUGUUCCUCAACCAAGUGACGACCCAAAUGAUCCAUUGAACUGGCCGUUAUGGAAGCGCGACCUAACCAUUUUUGCCCUCUCCCUCGUUGCGGUUCUCUGCGCUACGACCAGCUCGGUCAUGGCCGCGGGUACUGUCACUCUUUCGAGACACUAUCGAAAAAGCUUCAUGUCCAUCGCCCUGCUCACCGGAUACCACCUCUGCGGAACCGGAAUUGCGGGCAUACUCAUCGUGCCGACUGCACGAGUAUGGGGCAAACGCCACCUAUUUGUGCUCGGACAUAUACUGAUGAUAGCAAGCUGUGCAUGGGCUGGUAGCAGUGAAAAGAGUUACCAUAGUCUUCUAUGGGCUCGCGUCUUCCAAGGCGUCGCUCUAGCUCCUUUCGAAGCCCUAACAAACGCUGUGGUUGAUGACCUAUUCUAUGUGCACCAACGCGGCAAAAGAAUGGCUUUGUCCAAUGUCGCAGUAUUCGGGGCUGCUUUCCUAGCACCUGUCGCAGCUGGUAAGAUCACAAAAGCCCUGGGUUGGAACUGGACAUUCUACCUCCUCGCCAUCUUCACAGCGGCAGCCCUACCCCUCACGAUAUUCUUGGUACCGGAGACAGCCUAUAGACGCCCCAACUAUUUGGAUCCGGAGAUUGAUAACCAUGACAGAACGGGAGAUGGGCAGCAGACCGAGCUACACAAGGCCCAGAACGAAAACAAUAUGCAAGAGCCUGAGCAGUCAUCAACCAGCAAUGGGCAAUCGUCUUUCAAUGUCGCUGAACAAGAGACGCCGAGUCAAAGCACACCCAAGAAAGCGUCUUAUCUUCAGACCUUGAAACUGUUCAAUGGGAGAAAAAACGACGAGCAUUGGUGGAAACUUCUAUUGCGUCCAUUCCCGCUGUUCUUCCAUCCCGCAGUACUCUGGGCUUGCUUGAUUCAAGGUGUGAUCAUCGGAUGGACGGUCUUCAUCGGCGUUACCCUUGCUGCCAUAUUCAUGAGUGGCCCGCUUUGGUUUGAAGAGGACAAAACCGGAUACAUGUACACAGGUGCUUUUAUCGGGGCCAUGAUCGGACUCGUCCUGUCAGGGCUAUUGUCGGACUUCAUGAACAAUAUCAUGAUCAGACUCAACAGGGGAAGAUACGAACCCGAGUUUCGUAUUCUUCUUGUGAUCUUCCAGUUGAUCUUCUGCGGCAUCGGUAUGUACGGCUUCGGCAUCACGGCCAAUGACGCCACACACUAUGGUUGGCUGCCGCCUGAUGUGUUUUUCGGCUGUGUGGUAAGCGGGAUGGUGAUGGGCGCUGUCGCCAGUGCUUUGUACAUCGUCGACGCCCACCGAAACAUUGUGAUCGAGGCUUUCACGUGCAUGUUGAUAUUCAAGAAUAUCUUCAGCUUUGUGCUGACAUUCUAUACCUAUGAUUGGCUAGUCGAAGCAUAUGUCAAGAAGCCAUUCAUGGCGAUUUCUAGCAUCCAGGUGGCCAUUUGUGCAUUGAGCAUUCCUAUGUAUAUCUUCGGGAAGUGGAAUCGGUUUUUCUUCUCGAGAUAA